AUGAUGUCCAAGGGUCUGCUGUCCGCUCUGCUCCUCUGUGUGCUGCUGCUGCAGGCCCAAGGUGGAUACCGUGCAUGGAAGAGUAUGCAGAGAAUGAAGGCCUGUGAGAACCAGCCUAGCAUAGAACUAUGCAAGUACCAUUGUUCAUAUUUCCAAAAGUGUCAGGCAAAUGACAUAUGCUGUUCAACCUUCUGUGGGAAUGUUUGCAUGAGCCUGCUGUGA
Galeopterus variegatus (Sunda flying lemur) is the source of this 222-nucleotide messenger RNA. RefSeq names its product protein WFDC10B-like. NCBI's taxonomy places the organism in Eukaryota, Metazoa, Chordata, Mammalia, Dermoptera, Cynocephalidae. The transcript has 2 exons. The record is from RefSeq and is a predicted model, not a curated record. Gene Ontology annotation, molecular function: peptidase inhibitor activity. Bases 1 to 222 code for a protein of 73 amino acids. Gene Ontology annotation, cellular component: extracellular region.